Molecule: messenger RNA, 801 nt
Organism: Brassica rapa (field mustard)
Lineage: Eukaryota; Viridiplantae; Streptophyta; Magnoliopsida; Brassicales; Brassicaceae
Molecular function (GO): nucleic acid binding
Source: RefSeq, a predicted model, not a curated record
AUGGAGAGUACUUGGUUACUAUCAUCUGUCACACUCGCUGGGAUCUGGAACGGACACGAUGGAGCUAAGCUUCUGCAGCAAAACUCCGAUCUCCAGGUGCGUUCACUGAUCGACCUCCGCAACGGUGUGGGAGAAGACGAUGACGGUGUUGCUCUCUGCAACCUCUCUAGCACUGAGAUCUUCUCCAGCUGUUUGGAGUUCAACUUUCUGUCAGAUGCCGCUAUCACGAAGUCGGACUGGGGCUGCAGGAACCUCAGCCUUAAUCAAGUCCGUCAAGCUUCUGUGGAGGCAGCCGCUUGCUUCCAGCUGGCGCUUCAGAUCUGAGAGGUAUGAGACCUUCUUUGCAGGUGUUUACGUAUCUGUAUUAUUUCGAUCGCCUAUAACUAUGAUUUUGAUUUCGUAUGUGUUUUCCGUAUGAUGUUUAGGGAUGUGUAUUUUGAUCGCCUGCUAUAACUAUGAUCUCGUAUGUGUUUUUGUAAUGUUUCGUUCAAUAUUAUAAUAUGCUUCUAUGAUUUACAACUUAAUAGAACCAUAUAACAGCUUCAACAGUUAUUCAGAAUCAAGUUAAAAAAGUUUUUUAUAUUUUUUCUGCUAAAAAAAAUCAAGUUAAAAGGUGUUCUUAACGUUCCCAGACUAGAUUGCAUGAACUUUGAUGAUGACUUGUAAUGCAAGGAAAGACGAGUGUUCUCAUGAUCAAUGAUCAAGUCCUAUAAGCUAUGUUGUAACUCCUCUGCUUUUAUACCGCAAAGAUAAAGCUUCUUAUACAAGUUAACAUGAAACAGUUUUGCCAUCUAAAAUUCA